Messenger RNA from Elaeis guineensis (African oil palm), 1734 nucleotides. The record is from RefSeq and is a predicted model, not a curated record. NCBI's taxonomy places the organism in Eukaryota, Viridiplantae, Streptophyta, Magnoliopsida, Arecales, Arecaceae.
AUGGCUCAUCAACUGGGCGAAUGGUUUGGAUCUGCUGUGGUAGGCCAGCUGGUUAGCAGGGCCGAUUCCUAUCUGCAGGACCGGAGAGAGCGGCGGGCCGGCGUUCGGGAGAACCUGGAAAAACUGAGGGGUCAUCUCAGAAAGAUCAGCGACGUGGUCGAUCUCACUCAUGGCAGGUCAAUCAAGAACCCUAGAUUGGAAGCAUGGCUGAUCAAACUCAAGAAUGCAGCCUAUGACGCCGAAGAUGUGCUGGAUGUGUUCGAGUACGAGCGCCUUAAAGAGCAGGUUAAUUCAUCUUUCUCCCAUUGCAUCCGCAAACGUCUUCGUACAUUUGCCAGUAGCUUCAACUUCUGUGACGACAGCGGGAAGUGGUUGAAAGAAAUUGUGGAUGGAUUCGAUACAAUUGCUGCCGAGGCAUCGGAUUAUUGUUGUAGGUGGUUCGAGUCGGAUGGUUGCUCGCCCGCCAUCUCGGAUGAGAAUGAGGAUGAUCGGACCACCACCUCAACUUUAAGAUCCGAAGAGGAAGUGUACGGUCGUGAAGCCGUGAAACGAGAUGCCGUAAGAAUGUUGCUGGACGAGUCUGAUUCUAGUGCCAGGAAUGCCCCCGUCAUCUCCAUACUUGGAUUUGGUGGGGUUGGAAAGACGACUUUCGCCAAGUACGUCCUGGCAGAUGAAGAAAUUCAAACUCAUUUCGAUCUCAAAGUGUGGGUUUAUGUGUCCGAUAAAUUCGACAAGUUGGAGAUCAUGAAGCAGAUCAUAACAUCUAUCUCCCAAAUAAAGCCUCACAAGCUUGUUCAGGUAAAGAAUAUGGAUUACCUUCUGAGUGUUCUUAGAGAGAACUUGAUUGGGAAAAGGUUUUUGCUCGUCCUUGAUGAUGUGUGGGAUACCAAAUGGGAGGCACUAUGCGAUUAUCUAACAUAUGCUGAAAAGGGUAGCAAGAUAUUGGUCACGGCUAGAGAGGAAAAGAGUGUAGAUGUGAGGGGUCGACCCGUGAGAAAAAUCUUCUUGGAGGGUUUAGCAUACAGGGAUUUUUGGUUAUUUUUCGAAGCAUGUGCAUUCGGUAACGAGAGGGUUUCUUUAUUUCAUUGGCCGGAAUUAAAACUUGUUGGCAUGGAGAUUGCUAAGAAGCUGAAAGGCAACCCUCUUGCAGCAAAGACCGUGGGUAAACUGCUAAGUGCUAACAUUGAUCACAGUUAUUGGACAAGCAUUUUGACGAGUGAUUUAUGGAAACUAGAACAGGGGCCUAAUGACAUCAUGCCAGCUUUGAGAUUGAGCUAUCGGCGGCUACCAGCACAUCUGCAGCGCUGCUUUGCUUACUGUAGUAUAUUUCCCAAAGGUUACAAGUUCAUCAAAGAAAGGUUGGUCCAUAUGUGGAUGGCACAUGGGUUCAUUCAAACCUGGGAUGAACACCCGAAAUUGGAGGAUAUAGGGGAAAGCUACUUCAAUGAUUUGCUGCAGAGGUCUUUCUUUAUACGAGGUGAACACUCUAAUGAUGAAUUAUACUACAUGCAUGAUCUAAUCCAUGACUUGGCGCAUUUUGUUUCCAUGCAUGAUUACCUUAGAAUUGACAGUGAUCGGAUAGGAGUAAUAUCAACAACAGUUCGCCAUUUAUCCAUCAGGACUGAUAGAUUAGAUGAAGUCCGGAAAGUUCCUGAAUUAGAAAAAUUGCGCACUCUUCGCUUUGUAUUUACCGAGGGUGGGCCUGAUUAUUCUCAGACUCUUGAAGAUAGAUAG